CAGAAUUUAAAAGAUCCUUGAGAGUUAUUGCAUUUAUUCAAAUAUAUUUUAUGGAUUCAAGUAACAGUCAGGUUGCCAUAAGGCAGGAAAAUAGAAUAUCUACUACGGGGUACCAUGCUUCACCAAAAAGGCAGAAACUGAGUACGGAGGACAACAAUGAAUUGCAAUCCAACAUGAUGAAACUACCCACGGAAAUGAUUGUAAAACUCUGUGGAUAUUUUACUAAUCAGGAUUUAAGUAACACAAUGCGACUCGUAAAUCAUCGGCUCGGUGACAUUUGUACUGAUCUUCUAAACACCCGUUUUAAAUCUAUCGGAAAAUCUUUGAAUUCUAUAAUUCGAAAGUUAACCACUGCAUUGAAAAAGAUGGAUACCAACCAGGGCAGAUCAAUAAGAAAUGGUUGCAAAUUAUUAAAUAUAGCUGAAUUUCUUUCUCAAAUUCACUCAAUGACGAUGAAUUCAGUAAGACGAUAUAUUUACAACGAAUUAUAUGAUACUUCAAGUGGCUGUAUGUAUGCAGGAUUGCUGCUGGACAAAUAUAAAAUUAUUAUUGACAAUUUAUCGAAGGUUCCUAGCAAACUUCAUCCCUACAUACAUUUUACUGACUAUGUAUGUAAUAUCAUAUUCUCGUCAAAACAAAUUUAUUAUGUUAAUUUUCAGGUUGAACCCGCACAGGUGGUCGAAAUUCUGCGUUUGACCAAAAUGUUCCUAAGUCAUUUUGAGAAAUACAAUGAAGGAUCUAUGCCUAAUAUUUUCAGUGGAUGUAAAAUUAUAGAUAUAUUAGACAGUGCCAAGUUUUGCAAAAGGGUCAUAGCUUAUGAGAAAAGCACCAAAGACACAUUUGUUGCCAAAUAUUGUUAUUAUUUCGAGAACUCUUGGUUUAUUGGGUUGCCGAUGGUAGGACGGAAGAAUGCUAGCUUCGCCUUUAAAAAACAGAAAUGGUAUUUGCGAUUAAGAAGACUUGUAUGGUCCCAUUGUCAAAUUCUUCAAGAAUAUAUGCAACACGAAAGAGAAUUGUCAUUAAUACCUGAUGGUCCAUUUACACCUCCGGAACCACAAAACAUGGGAUUCACUGGAUUUGGGCGAGUUGGAGAGACAUACUUUUAUUAUGGAAUAGUAAAUAGAAGAAGAUAUGCUUUGAACUACUUAAUUCAAGAAGAUAGCGACGACAGUGACGAUGAUGAUGCUAGUGAUGAUGACUAUGAAAAUGAUUAUGACUUUGGAAAUGAUAUUGAUGAUGAUAACGUGGAAGACAAUAACAAUGAUGACAAUGUGGAUCAGGAUAAUGUCGAUGAUAGUGAUACUGAUAGCGCAGAAGACUCUAAUGAAGAAGAACCAAAUGUAGUGGAUGUAGAAGAUAUAGAGAACCUAGUGAAUGAACAAACUAUCAACAACCGUUCCGAACUAGUUUCUUUAGGAGUAAUGAUAGAAGUUUCAGUUAAAUGUCCACCAUUAUAUUCCCCCUAUAAAUAUAUAAAACAAUUAAAUCCAGAAUAUAUACGUGAACUUCAGGAAAGAGACACAAGAAGACAAGUCGAAGUAAAGGUGAAUGUGAACUAUCCAGGAGCCUUCAAAUAUCAGUUACCCAUGCAGCAUAGCUUUAAGUUCAACUCGAACGAUCCACAUUUUUAAAAAUAGAAUACUAUUACCUCAAAUCUUAUAAAAUCACAGAUUUUCAGAUACAACAUCUCAUUCUGUUAUUGUAUAUAAUAAAGUGCAAUUUCAUCGACUGCACCUGUUGACGUGGACUGCAUUUUAGAAUAACAGAUGCAAAACCCAUCCAUAAACAUGAUAAACUUGAUUCACGUAACGUACAUUUCGCGUCUGUAAGAUCGAGUUCAUCCCGCGAAGCGUCGAGCUGAAAAAUGUAGGUCUGCGGAAUCAAGUUUCAUCAAGACGUCGCCCGGCUUAUAUUUAAAAGUAAAUGCGACGACUUCUGUGACACGAAUCCCCCCACGAACCGCACAAAUCCCGCGGAGGCAACCGGAAAUAAAUGACGUCGCGCGUCCCAUGUCUGCACUGAAUUAGAAUUGGUGCAGCGACGAUGAGGGCUCCAAAAAUACUGGAAAACACGGAUUUAUAAGAUUUAGGUGUAAUAAUGUGCUAUUGUGUGAUCGAUAUUAUUGAACUUGUUUUCGUUAUACUAAUAAGAUAAUUAGGAGGUUUACUUUAAUAUUGUGCGUAGAAUUUAGUUACUACUUCUUAGUAUAUGUUGUUAGUUAAA
Messenger RNA from Aethina tumida (small hive beetle), 2223 nucleotides. RefSeq lists its product as uncharacterized. The record is from RefSeq and is a predicted model, not a curated record. Bases 51 to 1631 code for a protein of 526 amino acids. Gene Ontology annotation, molecular function: protein binding. The transcript is spliced from 5 exons. NCBI's taxonomy places the organism in Eukaryota, Metazoa, Arthropoda, Insecta, Coleoptera, Nitidulidae.